Messenger RNA from Penicillium verrucosum, 1899 nucleotides. RefSeq lists its product as uncharacterized. The record is from RefSeq and is a predicted model, not a curated record. Bases 1 to 1899 code for a protein of 632 amino acids. Gene Ontology annotation, molecular function: protein binding. The transcript has a single exon. Lineage: Eukaryota; Fungi; Ascomycota; Eurotiomycetes; Eurotiales; Aspergillaceae.
AUGGCCGACCCACGGUCGGUAGAACUAGUUGGAUCGCUCCCACCAACUGUGUUUAUCGAAGCCCUGCAUCUUCUCUCUCCAGCCCAUUUCGUCAUACCCUACCGAGAUCUUCACCAUACGCUGCAUGGGUGGGGAGUGUUAAUGUUAGGGCUCAAAACCUUGGAAGCGGUGUUCGACGACUUUACGAGGGACUUGCUCACGAUCAUCCAAUAUAGAACCGUGGCUGGGCAUCCACCUCAACUAGCGGAGUACACUCACCUCUUCGACUGUGCUCAGGCGAUGGGAAAUGGCCCCUUAAUCAAUGCCCUCUGGGAUGGGAUGAAUGACAACAAUGUUACUCCCGACACAGUGUGCUAUAAUCACUAUAUGUCAGCAUUGGUCUGGAACCACUGCUACGUCGGAAAAGAAGCAUACAACACUCGCAUCAUCCCUCACAGCUACAAAAAGCGGCGCAUGGUAAAUCCGAAUCCUGGAUACCGUGGCUACGCAACGGCGUGGAACAGUGUCAAAGGAACUGUGCUGGAUAUAUUCAGUCGAAUGAGCCAGGACGGGCUUGCUGGGGAUGUGCAGACGUACAUCAACGUCCUCCUCGCAUCAGCCCGAGUUGGCGAUAUGGAAGCUACCAAGAAUAUCCUUAAGACUGUAUGGAACGUUGAGGUUGAUGCCAUCUUAGCUGAAAGGGAUGACUCGGUGUUGCCACCGGUUACCCCAUAUGAUACUUGGUCGGGUCUGUACCCAACUGAACAGCUUCUUUUCGCCGUGGCCCAUGCCUUUGGCACGAACAACGACAUCUACGCCGCCAUGAGAACAGUCGACUUCAUGGCUUCCUCGUACAACAUCACUAUUUCAGGCAAGGUCUGGGCCGAGUUGCUUGAAAGGACGUUCACUCUCUCCAAAGAACACAAGCGGAGACAGGCAGAAGAUGGACGAAAAGGACAAGUCCCAAGAGACAUGGUCCGCGACAUGUUUCAGGUAUUGACGACGGAGCCAUACCAUGUUCCUGCUACUCUACAAAUGUACCGAUAUAUGACCCAAACCAACAAAAUGGACCGCGAUCUAGAGGCUUGCAAAACAGACAUGCGUAAAGCAUAUGAAGUCUUGGGCCAAACGAGGUCAAAAAGGAAGGGAGCGAGAGACGCCGUUAUGCAAUGUUUGCAACCAGUCCUGGACAGCAUGAGACCACCGACGAACGACGGGAAGAAAGUGCGGGAUCCAAUCAAGCACCAACGACAGAAUGGCGUGAAACCAGACCUGUCACUAUUACAAUGUCCCCUGCUCGCCGAAGCCAUCAAUACAUACGAUCUCCUCCGACUCGAAGUUUUCCAGCAGAUUUAUCAAAUGCAGCGCAUAGCCUAUUCAAUGAUCAUCACCGAUAAGUGGAGUGACAUAUCGCCCAAAGCGUGGGAGCUCCAAGAACGGCCCAAACUAUUGGAAGAGUGGAAAGACUUUCUGCCAGAGCGUAACAGGUACGAAUAUAGAGACGGAGAGGUUGGAACGAUCGAUUUCCAAGGCGAAACGAAUUCAAAGAGCCGCCACAUGAGCCAGCAUGGCCGCAUUCAUGCACGGCGGAUAACAGAUGGGUCGGUGGCACUGUUCGAUCCAGUUGAGCCCAAGGUUCUCGACGAUAGGAUAUUCUGGGAAAUCUUGCUCUAUGAGUACCCCCAGCUGGACCCGUCCAUUUCGCCGCUCAAUCGCAUCUACUCCUUCCAGGUCAAGCACACCAAAGAAUUAAGGGAAAAGCUCAAAAUGCUGAAGACGCGGGUUGAGUACCCGGAAGGUCAUCCUUUGUCGCAAGAGAAUAAUCCUUCGGCUGGGUUUUAUGGUCGCAUUCAUGCGCUGGGCUUUGAUGCUAAACCCCAAAAUUCUAUCUUCUGGCGAGAUAGCAAUCCUUGGUGUUGA